GAAAAGCGCUGGGAGGAAGUGUGUAUAAUGUGUGCUCGUUAGCUCCGUGUUCUGUGUUCUGAAGUUCUACUGGAGUUCUACAGGAGCGGGUCUGGAGAUGACCGCGGAUCUGGAGCGGACCCCCCGGACUCUGCUGACCGUGGAUCGGUCCAGUUUCCGGGACGAGAAGAACCGGUUGAGCGCGCAGGUGGAGCAGCUGCACUUCAACCACAAGGUGUCUGUGCUGCUGCCUGAGUGUAGCUCCGCCCCCUCUCACCUGGACGCAGCAGUCAACAGUUUCAGCAGUUUCUACCUGAUCAGGAAGCUGAACGUAUAUGAGCUGCUGGACAAACACUUCCUGGAGACCGCGGUGUACCACGGAGGCGUGUGUGGUCUGUCCUACAGGAUGAGGCUCGAUGAAGAUAACUGUGUCGCUCUGACGUCAGACGGUCACCUGUCUCUCUCUCUGGAUAAAGACUCCUUUGAGCUUUUGGGCGUUGAGGGGAAACCAUCCAGAUUCAACCACAGAACCAGCAGCAGAUUCGUGGUGUCUGUAGAUUUGACUGACAGCAGCAUGGCUCCAGGGGGGCGGGGCUACCAGCGACUCGUCACAGGUCUGACAUCACGCCUUCACCUGCAGACCGACUUCCUACUGUCACUUCCUCCAGGGGGCGGAACCUGUGUGACGGCCCUCCUGUCGCGUUACGAUUGGUCGGAGCACAGACCGGAGGUGAGCCGCCGUUACCUGCCCGCGCUGCCCCGCCCCCUGCUGACCUCUGACCUGCAGGCAUGUGACCCUCACAGCCUCCUGGAGUGGCUGGGCGCCGUGGACGCCGACGUGAGCUGCGAGAACUCGUCCAGCAGCUUCCUGUCCACGCUGACGUGCCCUGAGCCGAAGACGGCAGCGAGCGGAGCACUGAUCGUGUCCGUCAGUGGGCUGCUGCGUCCCGCCGAUGUCCUGCAGCUCGUCCAGCAGCUCAGGUCUCACCUGGAGCGGUCUCCGGCGGCGUCCUGGGUGGCGCUGACCGUUCACGGUUUUGUUGAUAGUCCAGUGUCGUGGGGUGGUGCCGAGCACGGCGUCCUGAGAGGAGGAGAGAACUUCUACAGUCUGCUGCUGUUCAGAGACCAGAGCUACCUGCUGCACUUGGCCGCUGGUGCUCAGGACGCCUGCCCGCCCUGAUGAUGUCAUCAGGCGCCAGGCGGGUUCGGGAAACCAAAAUAUCUAUUCCCUUAUUGUUUAUAUUUUCAUUAUUUUGUAAUUACUUUUUACUUGUAUGAAUAUUUAAUUUGUUGAAACAGUGAAAGUUUGUUUUACCAGCAUUUAGAAAUAUUUCAGUAAUAAAUAAUAAAACAAUGAU
Messenger RNA from Centropristis striata (black sea bass), 1337 nucleotides. It is a transcript of the gene rpp40, whose product is annotated as ribonuclease P/MRP 40 subunit. Gene Ontology annotation, cellular component: ribonuclease MRP complex; multimeric ribonuclease P complex. Gene Ontology annotation, molecular function: ribonuclease P activity; ribonuclease MRP activity. The transcript has 8 exons. Gene Ontology annotation, biological process: tRNA 5'-leader removal; tRNA 3'-end processing; endonucleolytic cleavage in ITS1 to separate SSU-rRNA from 5.8S rRNA and LSU-rRNA from tricistronic rRNA transcript (SSU-rRNA, 5.8S rRNA, LSU-rRNA). The record is from RefSeq and is a predicted model, not a curated record. NCBI's taxonomy places the organism in Eukaryota, Metazoa, Chordata, Actinopteri, Perciformes, Serranidae. The coding region runs from base 98 to 1159 and encodes 353 amino acids.